Molecule: messenger RNA, 882 nt
Organism: Mya arenaria
Lineage: Eukaryota; Metazoa; Mollusca; Bivalvia; Myida; Myidae
Product: heavy metal-binding protein HIP-like
Exons: 3
Coding region: 54-797 (247 amino acids)
Molecular function (GO): protein binding
Source: RefSeq, a predicted model, not a curated record
GUAGGUGUACGUUUGAAGCUAGUCUAUAGUUACCGUAAAACAUCAUCAACGCAAUGCUGUUGUCAGUUGUGAUUUUAAUUUGCUUGGCUUCAGUUGCAACCGGUCAGGAGAAAAGAAUUCUACUUGAGGACAACUAUUACACCCUCGUCGCUAGACUUGAUGCGUUGGAAAAGCAAGUCAGUAGACUGGACGGUUUAGAGCAACACGUCAAUGCAGUUGAAGCGGAGCUGGCUAGCUUGAAACAAAAUGCCCUUGUUGUUAAAGGGCAGGACGAAAGAAUACUUAUUGAUGACAAUUAUUACACCAUCGUCUCCCGACUUGAUGCGUUGGAAAAACAAGUCGAUAGACUCAAUGUGGUUGAAGCGGAACUGGCCAGCUUAAAACAAAAUGUAAAAAACAAUCCGAAAGUGGUGUUUAUGGCGGAACUCACCCAGACUGUGACGGGCACCAACCACCACAUUUAUUUCGACAAGGUGACUUUGAACGAGGGCAACGCGUACAAUCCCCACCACGGCACCUUCGUCGCUCCUGUCAACGGGACUUACCAGUUCACCAUAACAACAUGUUCUACGGGCGGGCACUACAACAUCCUCGACCUUGUAGCUAACACUGAGGUUGUAGGAAGAGUGACUUGUGGAGAUACAACCUACGUCGAAUGUACAUCGAACACGUUUUACGUUAUAUUGAACUCUUGCGAUGAUGUCUACGUGAGGCAUCAAGCCGAUGGCGACUUCAUUUACGCCAGUGGACGCUUAGGCUUGCCUGUUUUUGGAGGAGUUUUAUUGCAUACAAAUUAAAUCACUAUGCCAGUGAGUUUAACAUAUCUGAUACAACGGAAUAUUGGUGGUGACCUUAACACAUCAAUAAAACAGACAAGGAAAA